GUGAGUUUCAAGUCAUUGUUGUAGCAGUGUUAUAGGGGCGGACCUAUUAACCCAACCGACUUUGAAAAUCGUUUUCUAGAGCAGAUGUGGGCAAUGCCUUGGGCCUAAUAGUGAUUUAUUGGGACGGUGAAAACUAAAAACCAGCCGUCUCUAUCUAUUGAUAAAUAAAAGGUGGUGUAUAAAAAACCGGUUUUUAAAUUGCGGGUGUUCCAAAAGUGGCACUUUUCUUAGCUUGUGUGUGGCCAAAAUGGAAAGAGGCCGGGGUUGCAAGACACCCGAGCCGAAAACUUGGAACGCGUAAUGCGGCGGCGGAAAAGAGUUUGCACGCCAUGGAUGCGACAGCCAUUUUGUUUAUACUUGCAACCCAUGCCCAAUUGCUGAAUUGCCCAUCUCAUCAACGACGACGUGUUCCUCGAAUUUGUCCGGCCUUUUUCUCCAUGCACUCGACUCAUGCCGCGCCGUUUAUUCUUAAUUUCUCCCGUUGGCUGGCAUAUCCAUGCGUCGACGACCUCAGCUCGUUGCAUUGUUGCCCCCACGUUGCAUUGCUUUGUUGCUCUAGCCCUCUAGCUGCUAACAGUAUAACAGUAGCUCGCUGCUCGCCCGCCCGCCCGGCGGCCGUCUCUUAUCCAUCGCCGCCUCGCCGGCGAGCAGAGCAAGCUACUCUACCGGCCGGUGGCUCCAACUCCGAUCCACUCCGCCAAUCCAUCAUGCUGCUCAGCGUAGUGCUUCUUCGUCUCUUGGCCACCGGCGGCCUCAUCAUCUUCCUGUUGUGUCCCGCGUCCUGCCUUGCUCCUCGUCGUCGUCGUCCUCCUCCCCCUCCUUCCAUCAACGACGACGGCAACUACUACUGCGACUGGUGCCCUCGCCACUCCACCGCCUCCGCCGACCUCGACGCGUUGCUACGUGGUAACGGCGGCGGUGCCUGCGGGUACGCGGCAGCAGAGCUGGACAGAGGAGCCCCCCACGUCGCCGCCGCGGGCGCCGACUUCUUCUUCCGCGACGGCGCCGGCUGCGGCGCCUGCUACCAGUUGAGGUGCAGAGACAGGAGGGUGUGCGGCGACGGCGGCGUCAAGGUCGUCGUGGUGGCCGGCGCGGCCAACCGGACGGGGUUCCUGCUCACCAGGGAGGCCUUCGCUGCGAUGGCCAAGCCGGGCAUGUCGUCCGAUGAUCAACUGCUGCCCGGCUUGGGCGGCAAUGCUGUUCAGGUCGACUUCCGAAGAAUACCCUGCGAGUACAAGAACAAGAACCUGUCGGUACGCGUCGAGGAGGAAUGGAGCAGGCACCCCGCGCACCUGGCCAUCAGCUUCCUGUACCAGGGCGGGCAGACGGACAUCGCGGCCGUCGAGAUCGCGCACGCAGCGGCGGACGCGCCGGCGCCGGCGCCGUCGUGGAGGUCCAUGGCGCGCGUGCCCAGGCGCGGCGCCGUGACGUGGCGCACCUCGCGCGCGCCGGCGGGACCGUUGCAGCUCCGGCUCGUCGUCACGGCCGGCGUCGGCGGCAAGUGGCUGCGGGCUGGCGGGGACGUGUUGCCGGCGGACUGGCGGCCUGGGCAGGUGCACGACACGGGGCUCCGGGUCCACGACGUCGCCCUGAGCACCUGCGCCCGAUCCUGCCUGGCGCGCCGGCCGCCGGUGGUCGCCGGCAGCCAGGAGCUCAGGUAGAGUAGAUUAUUUUAGAUACGAGUAGACGAUCAGGCAGAGGCAGGCAGAAAAUGGCAUGCAUUAACCUGCAGGAGAGCGAGAUUAGCUUGUUGCUUGUGUACAUAAUGAUGAAUCUCCGUCGUACAUGAUAGAUUCGCCGCGUUUUUUUAUGAGCUGAAUAAUGAUGAAUCGACGAUGGAGUUCGUCGUCGAUCGAUUCGUCGUC
Sorghum bicolor (sorghum) is the source of this 1865-nucleotide messenger RNA. RefSeq names its product expansin-like A4. Gene Ontology annotation, cellular component: extracellular region. The transcript is spliced from 4 exons. NCBI's taxonomy places the organism in Eukaryota, Viridiplantae, Streptophyta, Magnoliopsida, Poales, Poaceae. Bases 330 to 1661 code for a protein of 443 amino acids. The record is from RefSeq and is a predicted model, not a curated record.